AUGCCACCUAAGUUUGGGAAUUCAUCUUCAUGGCGAAAGAAGCGCCAGACACGCGGGUCUCUUGUCGACAUCAAGAGAAAAGCCAAGGCCGACCGCGAACGGUUCCGCCGCGGUAAGCGGGGGGUCUACAAGCGCCUAAAUGACCUCUACCUUGACGGUCUAGAUACGGGCCGUGAACUUCGCAUAUAUACUCUUUUCAUGCGGAAACCAAAGGGAUGUCGCGGUACAAUCCAAUACUCAACCUACAACUCUCACCCUCACGAAAAAUGGGUCCCGUCUGCUGAGAAAGUGAAUGAUUGUUGGCCGAUUGAGGAGUGGAGCCCAAACAACUUCGACUCGAACACACUAGAACCGAGGCACAGGGGGGUCGGUUCGCGCAACAUGCGACUUUUCUCUAUCUCUAAGCCACCGUCACUGGUAUUACCUGGAACACCAAGACUGAUGUGA
Aspergillus luchuensis is the source of this 447-nucleotide messenger RNA. RefSeq lists its product as uncharacterized. Lineage: Eukaryota; Fungi; Ascomycota; Eurotiomycetes; Eurotiales; Aspergillaceae. The transcript has 2 exons. The coding region runs from base 1 to 447 and encodes 148 amino acids. The record is from RefSeq and is a predicted model, not a curated record.